Molecule: messenger RNA, 345 nt
Organism: Peronospora matthiolae
Lineage: Eukaryota; Oomycota; Peronosporomycetes; Peronosporales; Peronosporaceae
Source: the annotation of a GenBank genome assembly
AUGGAUGAAGCCAGCGGAUGCAUGAAGGGUUUUUGUCUGCAUUCCAAGUCAGAGAGCGAAGAGAGCAUCAAGAAGUACAUCACGAUGAUACAGACGCAGUUCAACAAGAAGGUCAAAUUUGUGCGACACGAUGGAGCCCGCGAGUUUGCGACGAAAUCGCUCCAAGAUUUCUACGAAGUCGAAGGCAUCGAGCAACAAACCACGGUGCCAUACGCACAUCAAGCCAAUGGAACUGCUGAACGCGCGAUUCGAACUAUCGUCACCAUCGGUCGUAGCAUGCUCCAUCAUGCCAAGUUGGACAAGUGCUUCUGGGCUGAAGCGGCAAUGACGGCCGUCUAUGUGUAG